CGGCGCGCCGCGCGCGGCAGGUUUGAAGCGCGCGGGGCGCCGCCUGAGGGCCCAGGCUGCUGAGGUGGCGGGGCGCGGCGCGAGGCGCCGGCGGCGAAGGGACGGCCCGCUCCCCGCGGCUUCUAGCGGCGGCGCCGACAUGGACGAAGCUGUGGGAGACCUGAAGCAGGCGUUGCCCUGCGUGGCCGAGGCGCCCACGGUCCACGUGGAGGUGCACCAGCGGAGCGGCAGCACUGCGAAAAAAGAGGAUAUAAAGCUGAGUGUUAGAAAGCUACUCAACAGGCAUAACAUUGUGUUUGGUGAUUACACCUGGUCUGAGUUUGACGAGCCUUUUCUCACCAGAAAUGUGCAGUCUGUGUCUAUUGUUGACACGGAAUUAAAGGCUAAAGAUCCACAGCCCAUUGAUUUGAGCGCGUGCAAUAUUGCACUUCACAUCUUCCAGCUGAACGAGGAUGGCCCCAGCAGUGAGAACCUGGAGGAAGAGACAGAAAACAUAAUCGCGGCAAAUCACUGGGUUCUGCCUGCAGCUGAAUUCCAUGGGCUUUGGGACAGCCUGGUGUAUGACAUGGAAGUCAAAUCUCAUCUCCUCGACUACGUGAUGACGACGUUACUGUUCUCAGACAAAAAUGUCGACAGUAACCUCAUCACCUGGAACCGGGUGGUGCUGCUUCACGGUCCUCCAGGAACUGGAAAAACGUCGCUGUGUAAAGCUUUAGCCCAGAAAUUGACCAUCCGACUCUCGAGCAGGUACCGAUAUGGCCAGUUAGUUGAAAUAAACAGCCACAGCCUCUUUUCUAAGUGGUUUUCAGAGAGUGGCAAGCUGGUGACUAGGAUGUUCCAGAAGAUUCAGGACUUGAUUGAUGACAAGGAUGCUCUGGUGUUCGUGCUGAUCGAUGAGGUGGAAAGCCUGACCGCCGCCCGUAACGCGUGCAGGGCAGGCACCGAGCCUUCCGAUGCCAUCCGUGUCGUCAAUGCCGUCUUGACCCAAAUUGAUCAGAUUAAAAGGCACUCCAACGUGGUGAUCCUGACCACAUCCAACAUCACAGAAAGGAUCGACGUGGCCUUUGUGGACAGGGCUGACAUCAGGCAGUACAUCGGACCGCCCUCUGCAGCGGCCAUCUUCAAGAUCUACCUCUCCUGCCUGGAAGAGCUGAUGAGGUGCCAGAUCAUAUACCCUCGCCAGCAGCUACUGACCCUCCGCGAGCUGGAGAUGAUUGGCUUCAUUGAAAACAACGUGUCCAAGUUGAGCCUCCUCCUGAGCGAAAUUUCAAGGAAGAGCGAGGGCCUGAGCGGCCGCGUCCUGAGGAAGCUCCCUUUCCUGGCUCACGCGCUGUACAUCCAGGCCCCCACCGUCACCAUCGAGGGCUUCCUCCAGGCCCUGUCUCUGGCCGUGGAGAAGCAGUUUGAGGAGAGAAAAAACCUCUCGUCGUGCGUGUGACUUGGCGCCCCCGUCCUCGUGAGCACAGCGCGGGAAGGUGCCAUCGCUUCCUCACAGCGGUGGCUGCCCCAGGACAUCCGAGGCCACGGCUGAGACCUGCAGACUGGUGUGGUUCAAGAAGCGUGUUCUGCUCACACAGUGUUGCUCAAGAAGUGUGUUGCGUUUAUGUGCUUUAACUGCAUGUUCGAAGACAAAACAGCCUGUUUUCUGUUUUGAAAGAUGAUCAUCUGAGCUCAGUGUCUCUUUAUAAAGAACUGUCUAGAUGUCCUGAUUCUAUCCUGCUUUUGGUUGAAUGGACCCAAAAUGCUGACGUUUUAUUUAAAAAGAUGAUUAAUGUAAGUUUUAUAGAAACAAAACAAACUGCAUUGCCUUAAAGAAGAAUGUAAUCAUAGCAUUAAAAAAAAGUACAUGUUGCUCAAGACGAGGCAGCAUUUGCUUCCUGCUGCAAGCCCGUCCUGGUUAGCGCACACAUUCUGGAGACUAUUCCUGUUACAGAAAUCAAGAGAAAAGUUUAAGGCCAGUGCUCUUGGUAGCAGAUACGUUCUGCUUGUCGGGGAGGGGCAGCUGACGGGGCCUGCCUCCCUGGUGACCAGCGUGGCUGGCCUCACGGCGAUGUUUCCCGGUGAGUCGUUUGUUGAAGGACAUCAGUCACGGCUUAAACAAAGAUUCCCAAUAACAGAUGUAAAAUGAAUCGACCGAUAAUUGGUGUAUUCCACAGAACCUUGUUUUGCUUUUAUCUCAUGCUAAAAUAAAUUUCAUAUCACCGUUUUAUAAAACAUUUUUAAAAGAAUGUUACCUUUUGUCUUAAAUUUUUUUAUGUAUUAAAAAUCUUUCUCCAAAA
Molecule: messenger RNA, 2279 nt
Organism: Bubalus bubalis (water buffalo)
Lineage: Eukaryota; Metazoa; Chordata; Mammalia; Artiodactyla; Bovidae
Gene: TRIP13
Product: thyroid hormone receptor interactor 13
Exons: 13
Coding region: 140-1438 (432 amino acids)
Biological process (GO): reciprocal meiotic recombination; meiotic recombination checkpoint signaling
Cellular component (GO): nucleus; chromosome
Molecular function (GO): ATP binding; ATP hydrolysis activity
Source: RefSeq, a predicted model, not a curated record